UAUUUUAUCUGCCAAAAGAAAAAUAAGGAUUGAAUAGGACAACUUCAAUCGUAAUGAGUUUGAGUGUAAAACUGUUCCGAGGACCAAACAAACUGAGGAGCAAGGGAGAGAGAGAGAGAUACCAUAUCACUCAUGGAUUCAACACUUGCAUGUUCUUUCUUCCAAUUCUUUACACUAGUAGUUACAUUUUCCUUUACGCUACCAACAUCCUCAGCCACUGAAUUCUCAGUCAAGGAAGCAACCGUGCAAGAUCUCCAACUAGCUUUCCAAACAAAACAGUUAACAUCAAGACAGCUUGUUGAGUUCUAUCUCAACCAAAUCAAUAUCCAAAACCCAGUUCUCAAAGGUGUCUUGGAGGUCAAUCCAGAUGCAUUAGCAGAAGCAGAUAAAGCUGAUCAAGAGAGAAGGGAAAAAACACCAAGUUCUCUUUCAAGGUUGCAUGGAAUACCUAUUUUGGUUAAGGAUAACAUUGCAACUAAGGAUAAAUUGAACACUACUGCUGGCUCUUUUGCAUUGCUUGGAUCAGUUGUGCCAAGAGAUGCAGGUGUUGUUACCAAGUUAAGGGAAGCUGGUGCUAUCAUAUUGGGGAAAGCCACUUUGAGUGAGUGGUCACAUUUCAGGACUUUUGGAGCUCCUAAUGGUUGGAGUGCCAGAGGUGGACUAGGAAAGAAUCCAUACACAUUGGGUGAACCCUGUGGAUCAAGUAGUGGAUCAGCAAUAUCAGUAGCUGCAAAUUUGGUGACUCUGUCACUUGGUACUGAAACCGAUGGCUCCAUUUUAUGCCCUUCAAAUAUGAAUUCAGUAGUAGGCAUCAAACCAACAGUUGGUCUCACUAGUAGAGCAGGUGUAGUUCCAGUUAGCCCAAGGCAAGACACAGUUGGGCCAAUUUGCAGGACCGUAUCAGAUGCUGCUUAUGUUCUUGAAACCAUAGCAGCCAUCGACACUUUUAAUAACGCAACAAUUGAAGCAUCGAAGUAUAUCCCAAAAGGCGGCUAUGCUCAAUUUCUAAAGAAAAAUGGACUAAGAGGAAAGAGAUUAGGAGUAGUGAGACACUACUACAAUUUUGGAAAUGACACUUUUAUGCAUGAAACUUUCAAGCUACACCUAAACACGUUAAGGCAAAGAGGUGCAGUUUUGGUUGACAAUUUGAAGAUUGAUAACAUUGAUGAAAUUAUCAGUGGUCAAAGUGAACAGAUUGCUUUGAAGUUUGAAUUCAAAUUAUCCGUGAAUGCAUACCUCAAAGAUUUGGUUGCUUCGCCAGUGAAAAGCUUGGCAGAUGUGAUAGCCUUCAACAAGAAACACCCAAAAUUGGAGAAAAUGGAGUAUGGCCAAGAUGUCAUGGUGCAAGCUGAAAAGACAAAUGGAAUUGGUAAAGCAGAAAAACAAGCAUUAUUAAACAUGACAAGAUGGUCAGAAAAUGGGUUUGAGAAACUGAUGAAAAUAAAUAAACUUGAUGCUGUAGUAACACCUUUUUGGUCCUUUAGUCACAUACUUGCUAUUGGAGGUUAUCCUGGAGUGAGUGUUCCAGCAGGAUAUGAAAAGGGUGUGCCAUUUGGAAUUUGCUUUGGUGGUUUAAAAGGGUCAGAGCCAAAGUUGAUUGAAAUUGCUUAUUCCUUCGAGCAAGCAACUUUGAUCAGAAAGUCACCACCCCUUAGGAGGAAGUUGGAAGUUACAAGUUUUAAGUAGUAAUGCUUUAGAGCUUAAAAACAAACCAAAAGCUGUGAUUUUGACGCAGCGACUUUUUUGUAUGUUUGUAUAAAAUGAAAUAAGAUGUGUUUGAAAUGAAACUGUUUCAAGUUUUUAACUUAA
This is a messenger RNA of Medicago truncatula (barrel medic), 1809 nucleotides long. RefSeq names its product probable amidase At4g34880. The record is from RefSeq and is a predicted model, not a curated record. The transcript has 5 exons. The coding region runs from base 133 to 1686 and encodes 517 amino acids. NCBI's taxonomy places the organism in Eukaryota, Viridiplantae, Streptophyta, Magnoliopsida, Fabales, Fabaceae.